AUGAAUGAGCAUAAUGCAGCUAUUCUUGCGUACGAAGGAGUUUCUAAAAAAUCACAAAAUAAGGAUGUGUCUGUGUUAGAAUGGAUUGGUCGUUCUUGUUAUCUUUUGGCUAAAGAAACAAAGAAUUUACAGAAAAUGGAUGAAGCCUUAGUUUGGACCGAAAAGGCCCUAAGACUUGCGCCAACAAACAAACUUAUUGUACAUAAUGUCGCUCUCAUACAACAAAGCAGAGCACAGUUAAUUGGUGAACCAGGAGAGACGCGAUCUUCAGUACAGUUGAUGAGUGCCAUUGCAGAUGUCGAAU
Molecule: messenger RNA, 304 nt
Organism: Racocetra persica
Lineage: Eukaryota; Fungi; Glomeromycota; Glomeromycetes; Diversisporales; Gigasporaceae
Source: the annotation of a GenBank genome assembly